UUCUUUUAUUUUUCUUUGCCAUUUUUAGUAGUCAAAUUUCAAAACCUUUUUCUCUCUCCUCAUUUGGGUCAUCAUAUUUUUCUUGUGAGAGUGAAGAAAAUGACUCAAGGUGCUACAAAGAAGAAACGGCAGCAAAAGAAAAAGAAUUCAAAGGAUAAAAUUUCAGAGGAUGAAAUAACAAAGAAGAUUUCAGCUUUGUGGGAGCAAGAAAGAUUACAAGAGUGCUUGGAUUUUAUCAUUUCUCUUGAUGAUGAGUGGUUGAAAAAUUUAAAAGUCUAUUCUAUGAAAGUGCAUGCACUUGUAGGUUUGAAACGGUUUGAAGAGGUAUUGGCUUUGCAAAAACGACUCGAAGAAUUUGGACAUAAAACGACUUUGGCACUUGGUGAAUGGUUUAUGUUUGCUUAUGCCAACAGAAAGCAAAAUAAUAUUUUGGAAGCAUAUCUCCUUUAUAAAUAUGUGCAUGAUCAGAAGGGUGCAGUCUGUGUAGAUGAUGAAGCAUUCAAAAACUGUCUCAAAUGGAUAAAAAGACUACAAUCGAAAGUUCAACCAGAUUUGGAUAGAAUUGCAGUGGAAAGAGCUAGUAAAUUUUUGGAUGAUGAGCGUGCUGCCUCCUCUUCCACCAAGGCUCCUGCCUCCUCUUCCACCAAGGCUGCCACCUCUUCCACUCAAGGCUGCAUCCACCCGACCAGACCAAGGUUGCAUCCACUCCGACCAAGGCUGCAUCCACUUCGACCUUGGUUGCGUCCGCUUCGACUUUGGCGAUCCCUUCUUUGA
This is a messenger RNA of Chenopodium quinoa (quinoa), 774 nucleotides long. RefSeq lists its product as uncharacterized. The transcript is spliced from 4 exons. The coding region runs from base 100 to 774 and encodes 224 amino acids. The record is from RefSeq and is a predicted model, not a curated record. Lineage: Eukaryota; Viridiplantae; Streptophyta; Magnoliopsida; Caryophyllales; Amaranthaceae.